Messenger RNA from Uranotaenia lowii, 853 nucleotides. Its product is annotated as probable 28S ribosomal protein S26, mitochondrial. The record is from RefSeq and is a predicted model, not a curated record. Gene Ontology annotation, cellular component: mitochondrial small ribosomal subunit. NCBI's taxonomy places the organism in Eukaryota, Metazoa, Arthropoda, Insecta, Diptera, Culicidae. The coding region runs from base 142 to 798 and encodes 218 amino acids. The transcript is spliced from 2 exons.
UUUUUGUUUGAUAUUUAAGCAUGCAGUAAGUCAUUUAUAAUAUUCGUGCACUUUGCUUCAUGCAUGCAUUUCAUGCUCGGAUGCCGAAAAAACGAGUGAAUUAUUUUGGUGCUUAGAUUUUUUUAAACAAUCAAACGCAAGAUGUCCAGCGUGUGCUCUUUGGCUGGCAUGUUGGCCAACAAAUGUUUGCUCAAGGGACCCUAUUUACCGCGAGUUUUGCUGCAAUACACCACUGUUCGGUUCCGAAGGAAACCCCGUUGGCUUGGAACGGCAAAAAGCAAACUGUUCCGGGUGCCAGAGCGCCGUCAGCAGCUGGAGGAUGAAGUCAACGAACUGAAGCGGCUACACAACAACUAUCACACUCAGAUGAAAGCCGUCCGUCGUUUCCUGCGGGAUGAGGUGGAAGCAUUUAAGCUGGUGUCCCGAGCCGGUAUGGUUAUUCAGACUCCGGAAGAAGAGGCGGCAGAAUGGAACGAAGUUCAACGGAUAAACGAAGAUUGGAACCGUAAAAUAGCCGCAAUACGGGACAAACGUCUCGAAGAGGAGCGGCAACAACGGAACAACUACAUCCUGGAGCGUUUGGCAGCCAAAGAGCAACGUGACCAGGACCGGCUGGAACGGAUCGAGGCUCGGGUUCGUAGCGAAAAGGAGCAAGCUAAGAGUUUUAUCACCAGAGACAAUAUCGAUCAAGCUAUUGAACUCGCCCUGGUUCAGCCUGUAAGUUAUAAUUUUUCGUUAGAUGUGGGUGGUAACAUUCAGCGGAACGCAAAGACCGAGAACGUAAAGGUGGAAUCCUAAUUUGCCUAUUUCCGUUGGAAAAGUAUAGAACAAGACCGUAGAUCCGUUGUUGAAA